Molecule: messenger RNA, 2860 nt
Organism: Magallana angulata
Lineage: Eukaryota; Metazoa; Mollusca; Bivalvia; Ostreida; Ostreidae
Product: nuclear cap-binding protein subunit 3-like
Exons: 13
Coding region: 3-2357 (784 amino acids)
Cellular component (GO): nucleus; cytosol
Molecular function (GO): RNA 7-methylguanosine cap binding; mRNA binding
Source: RefSeq, a predicted model, not a curated record
AGAUGGACGAAGACACAGACCACAAACUUCCUAACUUAAAAAUAUGUAUCGAGAAUACGGAAUCUGACGAUGAAAGACGCGAUCGGGUGGCUGUGUCUGAAGACGAAGAGCUUGAUUAUAAUGAAGAAGUCGAAAGCAGUGGAAGCUCUGAGGAGGAUAACGUGGAAUUUAAUGUCCGCUUGGGAAAUCGAAAAAAGUCUGGUGACAAAGGUUCUCGACUGGACUCAAAGCUACUAAAGACUCGUGAAGACAGUAGAGUGAUUAAAUCAAAGUCCGAGAGUGAAGAAGGGGAGAUAAAUGACUCGAGUGAUGAUUCCCCGGUGGAGUUUAAUGUCAGAUUGGGGGAACUGUCAAGCCAUUCAAGUAGACCAAAGGUCCAGCAGAAAUAUGAAAGUCCAUCAGAAGAUUUGAUCAUGAAAAAGUAUAACCCAAAACUUGACAGGGCAAGAAGACUUGGAUUGGAAAUAUCAAAAAGAGAUCCAUCUCUUAACCUCCAUGAGUUAUACAGAAGCUUGGGUCUAGAGGAAGACAAAAUAGAUGAAGAUCGUAGAGGAAUUCGUCUCGAGGCGAUUCAUUUCCGUGGCCUCAAAGACAUGAAUACUAAAGAUGUGUUUGAAUACUACAGAGAAUUUAAUCCUGGAGAUGUUGAAUGGAUUGAUGAUCAAUCAUGUAAUGUCGUUUGGCAGGACCCUCUUUACACUGCCAGAGCCAUGCUUAAACUCAGCAAGAGUUAUGACCAAGUCAAGCUAGGGGAUAGUCGGGCAGAAGAAACUUCAGACACAGAUAUGGGAAAAGACAAAACAAAACAGCCAAGAAAGAAGAAGUUCGUGAAGAAGCAAAAGAAGGACAGUAGCAGUUCUUCAUCUUCAUCUUCCUCCUCAAGUUCCUCUGAAGAUGAAGAGGAGACCUCAAAGAAGAAACAGGGCAGCAAGAAGCCAACAUCCUCAGCCAAAGCCAAAGAGUCUUCUAAAAAAGUGUCCAGUCAGAGUAAAAAAGAAGAGGUUUCCAAACCAGAGAAAAUGGAGGAAGAUGAUGAGGAUGAUUUUGUUCUAGAUUUGAUGGAUGAUGGAGACAAAAUAGAAAAGGGAAGCAAAGACAUGGAAGUCAGUGAAAAGAGGAAAAAGUCAGAAUCCUCAAAAGGAAGCAGUAAAAAAGAAAAGCCAUCAGACAAGAAAGCAAAGCCUUCAUCCUCCUUAAAGGAGAGACAGUCCAGAAAAGACCAGAGGUCCUCCAAACGAUCAAAUAAAGCCAAGGACUCCUCCAGCAGUAGUUCAUCAUCAUCAUCUUCAUCAUCAUCCAAUGGCUCAGGAUCAUCUUCAUCAUCCUCAUCAUCUUCCUCAAGUGGGUCCAGCAGUGACAGCAGCAGUAGUUCUUCCUCAUCACCAGAUGAAGAGAACAAAGAAAAGAAACAGAAAGUAAAGGUGGCAAAAGAUGACACAAGCAAGGCAGAGAAAGUCAAACCAACCAAAAGGACACCCCCAGAAAUUCCAUGGCCACCUGGAAAAUGGCGUCUUGGAAAGCCCUUAAAAAAGUCAAAGUAUCUCUUUCUGAGAUAUGCCAUGAAAACUGAUAAAAAGUUACAUAGCACAGAGAAAACAGGCAAGAUGUACCAGAAGAACAGAGGAACAAAUAACAGAGAUGAAAGAGGUUUGAUAAGCAAGUCCAGGAAGGAGAGUUUCCGCUCCAAACAGCUUCAGGAACAAACAGGGGAAGCAAAGACAGCCCUUAGUGCAAAGAGGUCGACCAUAAAGUACGACGAUGUAGAGGACAUCUUUGGUGAUGACACAGUUAAUGUUAGAAUGGAAACUGAUGAAAUUGAAGAAUUUGGUGCCAAGCCACAGAGUAAAAAGGAAAUUGAAGAAAGAUUACGAAGUAUACUUGGUGAGAAAAAUCCCAAAGUAAGGGAGCCUGAAAGUGAAGAAGAGGAUCUGCCCCCCAAGGAGGAGUCAGAUGAUGACCUUGACCUGACACUGACCACCAAGGCGGCUGAGGUGGAUGAGGAGGCGGCCCUGAUGGAGCAGGAACUAGACAUUUUGUUGGCCACUCCUCCGAGGAAGAGAACAAUGAGAAUGUACGCUGACGAUGUGGAAGAGGAGAAGAUUAGCAAAAGGGUGAAUAAAAGACAGAAGACAGAGGAGUCUCCAGAAUUGCUGCGACAAAGAGAACACUCCCCUGAACCACGACGCAGGAAAGACGCUAGGGACAGAAUCUCGGGAAAGUCAGUUGCCAUGUCAACAUCUUCUUCCUCUGGUGGAUCUGAUCUCCGCAACAAACUAAAAGCCAUCCGCAGAACACCGUACGACAAGCCUUCAUCUCAUGCCCGAUACCAGGGAGUGAGGGUGGAGGUUCGAGACUGAUGCUCCAAACUUUAAAAGUCUUGUGAGAAUGGUGUUUAAAUUCAGCUUAUUUUUAAUUACAGAGUCUCUAUAAGCUGAUAAUUUAUUGUGUUAAUGGAUUAGUAGUACCUUCCUUACAUGAUGUUGUGUUUAAGACAUUCUUGUUAUGUGUGCAUUGUCAUAUGUAUGUGAAGGUACAACUCUUUUAAGGGAAGGAAUUUCUUAUUUUUAUUUUUUUUUUUUGGUAUUUUUUAAAUCCAUAGUUUAACUUAACAUUCAGUUGAUCUGAUUGUUAUAUUUUAAUGUUUUAAUAUUUGUAAAUCUAAAAAAAUUGCUGAAAAGCAAAAAUAUUUAAAAGAGAUGGUGAAAGUUUGCUGUAGGAAAGGGUUUUUUUAAAGGAAGCUUGCAGCCUCAUGUUGUAUAAAAAGUGAUGUUUCAGUAUGUUUAUCAAAUCAUUGUGACUCACUUUGUCUCUGGCUACUGUGUGUGAAGUUACCAAAAUAAAAGCAAUUCAGAUACAUGUA